GCAAGCAUCCAGCCCAUUGGACACAUCGCUGCCCACACCACUGCCCACCUACUAACACAGAUAUGGAGGCCAAACUACUGGUGUUUAUUGCGAUUAUGUGUGCUGUGUCUCGCAUCGAAGGCCAGACAGUCCUAACAUCGUCGAGCAUCAACAUCACUAAAUCCGGCUGUGGAACCUCUAAGCUGUGCUUUCCCAGCUGUGACCCUGUAGUAAACUCCUCCACCUGCUACUUCGGCUCCACUCAGUACCUGUCCAACGGCACGCUGAACUUCGAGCUCAGGGGUCCCACCUCUGGCUACGUGGCACUGGGCCUGGCCUCCGACCCAAAUGUGGGAGCCACCAUUGUGUUUGUGUGCGCCACCAACAACAACAGCAACACGUUCUUCUUCCAGACAGCCUCUAACACCACAAGUGGCUUGAAUCAGACUACCGUGAACACUGUAUACACAGUCCUGGGUUCAGCGUACAACCAAAGCCUGAACCAGAGCUUUACCCAGUGUACCUUCAACACCUCCAGCAACCUAACGGUUGGGAACAUGAGCACGAGCACAAGCAAAGCUUCCACCAACAUCAGUUACUAUGUCACUAUCUUCAGCGGCACCACUAACGGAGCCACCCUGGGUUUCCCUGUUUCACAGUACUUCUCUGGAAAAGCGCUGAAUCUGGCUGAUCCUACCAGCAACACCAACACCACCAGCUCCACCUCCAGCACCACUGCUGCAGCCGUGGCGGCCACUACAGCAAGCGGUAGUGACUCUCUCACCAACCCCGUGGCUCAUGCGCUGGCCAUCCUGCUCAGUGCCAUAGGUCUCCUCCACCUGUCAUAAAGGACCUCCUGACUUCACCUUUAAUGAAAAUGUUUCUCAGGGUUUAUGAGCUGCGUAUGAAGUACACAGGCUAACUGAGACAAAGGCAGCCCAACACGGCCAUCUGGGUCUCUGUGUGUGUGUUAGGUAGACUGAUUGUGUAUGUAUGGAUGGAUGGAUGUACAGUGGCAUAGGAAAUGUUGUUGAUUUUCUUAGUGAAUAAGCUGAUGGACCCUACAGAGGCCAUAUCUCUGCACUUUUUAAUACAUAAUUACUGUUUAUUUGCUGAAUUUAACAUAUGGGAGAAAAUGUGGAGUUUGCAGACGGUAUUCCCUCGGGGCAGUCAUGGGCUGGAGGUUAGGGAACUGACCCUGUGACCGGAAGGUCGCCGGUUCAAUCCCCAGGGCCG
This is a messenger RNA of Pygocentrus nattereri (red-bellied piranha), 1215 nucleotides long. Its product is annotated as putative ferric-chelate reductase 1. Gene Ontology annotation, biological process: regulation of glutamate receptor signaling pathway. The transcript has 7 exons. The coding region runs from base 63 to 827 and encodes 254 amino acids. The record is from RefSeq and is a predicted model, not a curated record. NCBI's taxonomy places the organism in Eukaryota, Metazoa, Chordata, Actinopteri, Characiformes, Serrasalmidae.